GCUCAGCAAUAACCAAACCCUAACACAAACACGUCACCAUAUCUUCUCUCCUGCCAGUUAUCUAUCGUGAUUUUGGCUAAAUCAGUCGUACCUUAUCGCGAUUUUGUUUGGCAAAGGGCUUUGAAUGUAGUAGGACGAUUAUCGAAUUCGAACGAUAAUGAGCUCUAGAGGGGGACGAGAGAGACAGUGGAAGGAAUACCCUUUGAGACCAGAAGAGAAAAUUCAUCAUGGAAGAAACACUGUUCCUCCUUCAAGACACCUGUGGGUUGGGAAUCUAUCUCAUACCUUAACUGAACGUGCAUUGAGCAAUCACUUUAGACAAUUUGGGGAGCUUGAGAGUGUAGCUUUUUCACCUGGUCGUAGCUACGCCUUCAUCAAUUUCAUUGAAGCCAGUGCAGCUUUUGCAGCAUUUGGAGCACUUCAAGGUUUCAUUCUUGCGGGCAAUGCACUUAGAAUUGAGUUUGCAAAGGCGGAGAAAUCAUCAGCACAAUUACACGAAGAAGACGACUACAUACGCAGACGAGAUUCACCUCGUUCUUCAGUAAGAGAAUCUCCAUUCCCUCAUCGGGACUCUAGAAUCCGCCAUUCCAAUUCCGACCCUAACAACGAGAAUCAAAAGCCAAUCAGUAGUGGUAGUAGAGCCGAUGGAGAACCCAAUGAAGUCUUAUGGAUCGGAUUCCCACAAUCUUUAAAACUAGACGAACACAGUUUCUGGGAUGCCUUUUCCCCUUUUGGUGAAAUUGAAAAAAUCUCUUCGUAUCCCGGUAGAACUUACGCUUUUGUCAGAUACAAACAUGUUAAUUCCGCUAUUAGGGCAAAAGAUAAUUUACAAGGGAAAUUAUUCGGAAACCCUAGGGUUCAUAUCACUUUUGCAAGAAGCGAAUCAAGAGCACCACCUUCAAACACCGGAAAAAACUCGAUUCCUGACCCUCCAUCCCCCCGUUAUGGCCGCCAACAUGAUCGAUACCAUGAUGAACGCAAAAGAAGAUCACCAUUACCGGGUCGGAAUCAUGGAUUCCGAGAUACGGGACAUGAUGGUUACGGACGCCGGAGUCCUUCAAGGGAUAGAAAUGUAAAUUUCCAUGAUUUCCACACACCACGUCGAGGCCCGGUGUAUGAUGACGAAUGGGAUUUGCCGGAAGACGCGUUGAUUUUUCAUGGUGCGAAGAAACUGAAGGGCGGUCCGAUUCCGAUUCCGAUUCCGGUUCCGGUUCCGUCGGAACCGGAGCUUCCGGAGUAUCCGUUUUCCGAUUCCGAACAUGGGAAGAACGUCCUCUCGAGGCCACCGGGGUUUGAUAAUAAUAACUUGGGACAUUUUGGUUAUCAUAAACAGAUGAUUCAUGAUCCACCUAUGAAUGUUGCUCAACCUUAUGGUGAGAGGGGAAACAUACAAAAUACACAAAAUAUCCAAAAUACCCGAAAUACCCUCAAUGCAGGUUAUGAUGGUUUCCAUGGUGGGCCGGUUUCUCAAAAUGCCGUUGAAUGGAAAAGACCAACUCCGGAACCACACAUUCCAGCAAGUGGGGAAUGGAAAUGGGAAGGAAUAAUAGCAAAAGGAGGAACAUCAAUUUGUCGUGCUCGUUGCUUUCCUGUUGGAAAAGUACUUGACAUGAUUUUGCCUGAAUUCUUGGAUUGCACAGCCAGGACUAGUCUAGACAUGCUGUCAAAACAUUACUAUCAAGCAGCAAGUUCAUGGGUCGUAUUCUUUGUGCCCGAAAGUGAUGCUGACAUGGCGUUCUACAACGAAUUCAUGAACUAUUUAGGCGAGAAACAGCGUGCAGCUGUCGCCAAGCUGGACGACAAAACAACCUUAUUUCUUGUCCCCCCUUCCGAUUUCUCAGAAAAAAUUCUAAAAGUCCCCGGAAAACUCAGCAUCUCCGGCGUCAUUCUCAGACUAGAACAACCACCCGCCACCGCCGACACCCUCCCACCACCACCACCACCGCCACAUCAGCGCCAACCCGAAAGACCCGACCCGUAUCUUAUGUUGUCCCAUGGAGAAGCUUCUAGAAUGUCAUUCACUGCAGCAUCACCUUCCGGAAGCUAUCAACUCCAAAACCUUGGGAAACCUAGACCUGGUACUGGUACUAUGUCUGUACCACCAUUUCAUGUUGACAACAAUACACAGACACAGGAUCAUUUGCUUCAUAGACAAUCAAGAAGUGGUGAUUUUAUGAUUCCAAAUAAUCAGGAGACGACAAAUUUGAGUAAUAAUUAUAGACCUGGAAGUCCUACUUAUCAGGAGCCUAAAACUCUAGUGGCAGCGACAGGUGGCAUUGGCAUUCAGCCAGAUCAGCUUGCACAGCUGGCGUCGUUUCUUGGGAACGCAAGGCAAUCAAUGACAGCGGGAGAAGAGUUUAGGCAGCCGAGUAGUAAUGUGAUGAUGGGUUUAGAUAAUAAUAGUAAUAGUAAUAAUAAUGGUUAUAAUAAUAAUAAUAGGAUGACGCCACGUCAGCUUCCUUCGCCUAGUCCCAGUCAGCAUCAUCAGCAUCAACAUCAAUAUCAUCCUCCUAAUCCUAGUCAGCAGCAGCAGCAGAUGAUGAGUGGGUAUCAUCAUCAACAUCAUCAACAACAAAAACAACAUCAAGUGCAAGUGGGAAACAUGGGUCAUGGUCAAGGUCAAAGUCAAAGUCAAAGUAGUGGUAGUCAAGGUCAAGGAAAUGGACAGGAGGAAACGGAGGAGGCGGAUCCACAGAAACGGUUACAGGCGACUUUAGAGUUGGCUGCUACUCUACUCAAGCAAAUCCAACAAGGGAAAACUUGA
Messenger RNA from Lactuca saligna, 2764 nucleotides. The record is from the annotation of a GenBank genome assembly. NCBI's taxonomy places the organism in Eukaryota, Viridiplantae, Streptophyta, Magnoliopsida, Asterales, Asteraceae.